AUGACUGCUGUGGCUCCUAUGGAGAUCCAUGUCUUCUCCGACUUAGUGAACAAAGCAAGGGUGGUUGAGGAGUAUGCCAAGACGGUAGCUUCAUCCAAGGAAACUCACGGAGGGAGUUCUAGUCGAGGACGCGGCAAGUGGUGCUUCAACUAUGGCUUGCCUGGUCAUUUUGCGAAGGAUUGCACCCGUGGGAAGAACCAAAGUGCGGGUCAGAGUCAGCACCAGGGGCGAGUGUUUGCUGUGAAUACCAAGGAUGCUUCCAAGGUAGAUCCGUUGAUGAGAGGUAUAUGUCUAAUUGGUGAUAAAUCCUUAGUUGCAUUAUAUGAUACUGGAGCAUCACAUUCAUUUAUUUUGUUUGCUAAGGUUGAGGAACUAGGUUUGAAAGUGUCAGAGUUAGUGUUUGAUCUGCAUGUACAUACUCUGCAUCAGACGGUUAUGACUAGGUCAAGGUGUAGCCAAAAUGGUUUCAAGCUCAAGGGUAGAGACUUUGUGCAUGAUUUGAUCUGUUUGCCAAUGAUUGGAUUGGAGAUGAUUUUGGGAUUUGAUUGGUUUUCAAAGAACCGAGUUUUGUUGGAUUGCUUUGAGCGGUCAAUUCGAUUUAUGCCGGAAGGAGAAAAUGGAGCAGUGGUAGCUGCAGGGUAUUACCUGAACUCUGUAAUGGUGCAUUGUAGUGGGGAAGAGUGUUAG
Molecule: messenger RNA, 687 nt
Organism: Arachis ipaensis
Lineage: Eukaryota; Viridiplantae; Streptophyta; Magnoliopsida; Fabales; Fabaceae
Molecular function (GO): nucleic acid binding; zinc ion binding
Source: RefSeq, a predicted model, not a curated record